Molecule: messenger RNA, 1817 nt
Organism: Lampris incognitus (smalleye Pacific opah)
Lineage: Eukaryota; Metazoa; Chordata; Actinopteri; Lampriformes; Lampridae
Gene: entpd6
Product: ectonucleoside triphosphate diphosphohydrolase 6
Exons: 14
Coding region: 120-1556 (478 amino acids)
Biological process (GO): nucleoside diphosphate catabolic process
Cellular component (GO): membrane; Golgi apparatus
Molecular function (GO): GDP phosphatase activity; UDP phosphatase activity
Source: RefSeq, a predicted model, not a curated record
GAAUAAAAGGGAAAACUUAAUGAAUAAUUAACAUUAGUUCAUUGAAACUGGAAGGACAGCGGAGAUCAGAAUGGAUGUGUGAAAACCUCGGUCUCCUUGGAAACGCACCAUGAGACACCAUGAGAACUCCAAAGCUGGCCUCUGCUUUUGUCUUCGUGGUUUGUCUCCUGGCCUACUUGUUGUUUGUCAGGUCUCACUACACCGGCUUGAAACCAGAGCUGUACAGACCCCCCCCUCAUUAUCAGCCCAGAACAGACCUGUCUGAUGGCCCCCAUAGGCCAACCUCUGUCCAGGUGGUUGAUGGAAAUUUCCAGUAUACCAUCAUGUUCGAUGCUGGGAGCACUGGGACAAGAAUCCACAUCUUCAAGUUUCAAGUGGAGCAAAAUGAGGCUCCUAAAUUAGUCCAUGAAACCUUCAAAGCCAUAAAACCUGGUCUGUCUGCAUAUGCUGACCACCCUGAUGAGUGUAAAGCAGGGAUUCUGGAACUGCUGGAGGUGGCGGAGGCCAGUGUCCCCUCCCAGCUGUGGAGAACCACUCCUCUGGUGCUGAAGGCCACGGCCGGCCUGCGUUUCCUGUCCGGGGAGAAAGCUCUUCUCCUCUUGGACAAGGUGAGAGCAGUGUUUUCGGAGUCUCCCUUCCUGUCAAGAGUUGAUGGUGUGUCCAUCAUGGAUGGUGCAGAUGAAGGGAUUUCUGCUUGGAUCACCGUCAAUUCCUUGAUUGGUGCUCUUCAUAGUGCUGACUCGCCCACUGUGGGUAUUUUGGAUUUGGGAGGUGGCUCCACCCAGAUCACCUUCUCUCCUCAGGAUGAGAAAACCAUUCAGACCUCACCCAUCGACUACAUCAACUCCUUCAAGAUGUUCAACAGCACACACACACUCUACGCACACAGUUACCUGGGCCUCGGCCUCAUGUCUGCCAGGCUGGCCAUCUUAGGAGGCGUGGAGGGACAGCCAUUAGAGGGAAGCACAGAGCUCAUCAGUCCCUGCCUUGCUCCUGAGUACUCCGGUUCAUGGGAACAUGCUGAGGUUGUCUAUAAUGUAAAAGGACAGAAAGCAGGAGAGCCGAUUUAUGAGUCGUGCCUGAGCAAAGUCCAGAAGGUUCUGUACAGGAAGGUGAUGAAAGCAGCAGAGGCCAAAAACAUGGACUUUUAUGCCUUCUCCUAUUACUACGACCGGGCCAUGGAGCUGGGUUUGAUAGAUGGGAGGAGAGGAGGCAGCGUCCGGGUCUCAGACUUCAGCCGCGCUGCUGAAGGAGUCUGCAACCGCAUGUUGGUCCUUCCGGCGGAGAGUCCAUUCCUCUGUCUGGAUCUCACCUUCAUAUCAGUCCUCCUACAGGAGCUUGGCUUCCCCGAAGACAAAGUCCUCAAGUUGGCGAGGACCAUCAAUGAGGUGGAGACCAGCUGGGCUCUGGGAGCCACGUUCCUCUACAUGGAGUCUCUCCACAACCCCGCGACCUUUAACCUCCAACAGGUUUCCAUCCUGACUGUACAGACUGACAAACAACCACCAGACGGUGGGCUUAAAUCUAAAUCAGCUGAUGAUAGCACGACAACAUAAAAAACUUUAAAGAAGAGAUGCACAUGAAAAAAAGUUAACUUUGAGAUUACGGUCCAGAAUCUGCUGGUUUAUUGUACCAGUGUGUCUCCUAUGUAGGUGUUGGUAAGGUGAGUGUUGUCUGAGCUCCAUUCCAAUGAAUGAUCAGUCUGUAAUGCUGUUGUGUCAGAAACAAACCAAAAAACCUGGUUGAACCUGAGUUUUACUUAUUUAUGUUGUACUAUCUGUUGGUGAAGGUCUUCUACCAGCUUGUUCUGUCAUAUC